UAAUCAUAUAAAAAGAAAAAUAUUGUAAUUUUCUCGUUUGGUUCAAUCAAUCUCUAUCUCUCUAGAUUUUGGGGGUUUAUUAGCGCUCUCUCUCUCUCUCUCUCCCUCCCAAUCGAGAGACGGAGCCGGCGGGGUUGAGAUUGAUGGGUUUAAUCGUGGAAGCGUUGGAUGAUGAUAACGACGGCGAAGUUUUGAUUCCGCCGCCGAAUUUUUCAAUGGUGGAAGACGGCAUUUACCGAUCUGGGUUCCCUCAGCUUGAGAAUUUCGGAUUCUUAUCAACCCUAAAUCUUCGAUCCAUCAUUUAUCUGUGUCCUGAACCAUACCCUGAGGAUAAUCUCAAGUCUCUCCAAUCCAACAACAUCAAGCUUUUCCAGUUUGGCAUCCAAGGCAAAACGGAUCCUCCAACUCCUAUGCCAAAGGAUACAGUGUUGAAUGCUCUUAGAGUGCUAGUUGAUGUUAGAAAUCAUCCAGUUCUCAUCCAUUGUAAGCGCGGAAAGCAUAGGACAGGUUGUCUCGUGGGGUGUUUGAGGAAAGUGCAAAACUGGUGUUUAUCAUCAGUUCUUGAGGAAUAUCAGAAGUACGCUGGUUUGAAAUGGAGACAAAGAGACCUAAGGUUCAUAGAGGAUUUUGAGGUGCUCAGAUUAAAGCAAUGUCUAUACAGCAUUAUCUAUCAGUACAAUGGUUAUGGUCUCAAGAGAAGAAAGUUGCUGUAUCAAGAAGAGAAUGUUGUCCAAGAACAGCAAAAACCUCAAGCCACCAAAGGGUGAAAUUGGAUUUUUUUUUUCCCUCCUUUUUUUGGAAUUUAAUUCUUUACAUUUCUUGUGAUGAUGAUGAUGAUUCUUUUGAGUUUUAGGGUAGUUUAUAAAACUUUGAGAAAACGGAGGAUUUGAUUUGGUCUCUCUCUCUUCUUUUUUACAGUUAGAGAAGUCUACAGAUUGAUUCUUAAAUUGUUCAUAAAAACCUAAGAAACAUGUCAUUUUUUAUAUGUAUCUGAACUAAGUCAAUUGAACCGAGUUUGCUACU
Messenger RNA from Capsella rubella, 1023 nucleotides. Its product is annotated as probable tyrosine-protein phosphatase At1g05000. The coding region runs from base 144 to 767 and encodes 207 amino acids. Gene Ontology annotation, molecular function: phosphatase activity. Lineage: Eukaryota; Viridiplantae; Streptophyta; Magnoliopsida; Brassicales; Brassicaceae. Gene Ontology annotation, cellular component: cytoplasm. The transcript has 5 exons. The record is from RefSeq and is a predicted model, not a curated record. Gene Ontology annotation, biological process: protein dephosphorylation.